Messenger RNA from Stereum hirsutum FP-91666 SS1, 1031 nucleotides. RefSeq lists its product as uncharacterized. The record is from RefSeq and is a predicted model, not a curated record. The coding region runs from base 138 to 722 and encodes 194 amino acids. NCBI's taxonomy places the organism in Eukaryota, Fungi, Basidiomycota, Agaricomycetes, Russulales, Stereaceae. The transcript has 2 exons.
CGAACCCACGUCGUUCUCCCGACGAACACAUCCUUGAGACUUCUUACUGUCAUUGAGCUCAUUUACCACGCUUUUCCUCACGAACUAUGGCCACCGGGGACCAGAACAAUGGCAGCGGCGGCUCGACUAUCACGACCAUGUUCAGCUUUCUCAUCAUUUUUCUCGUCAUCUUUGCCGCACUCGUCAUCGGAGGUAUCCUUUGGCAUCACAUUGUUAGGAGACGAAGGAUGGCGAGGGGAAGCACAGGACAAGUGUGGUUCACGUUUGACGAGGGGUGGGCGAACACGUACGCGGUGAGGAAUGACUUUGGGGCCGUUCCAAAAAUGUGGGAGAUUGAGACGCCGGAAGGGAAGGGGAUCAGAGUGAAACAAUGGAAGAUGGUUCAGCCAUUAGCGGCUGUCGUUGAGCGCUCGACAGAGCCCGCACCCAGCACUGCUUUGUCAGAAACUGUGCCUACAAAAUCCGACCACCGUUCACUGUUUACUCGUAUUCUACCCUCUCGCUCUCAGCCUGCUCAGGAGGAGAAAGUCCAACAAGAACCAGAGGCUCCGCCAGAAUAUGCACGGGCAGUUCAAGUCUCUGUGCUUGUCGCCAUGCCUUCUCUCAAACAUAACAAUGCGGCGAGCGACAGAGCCUCACCAUCCGCACCUGAACUCGCUCAGCUCGGAGAAUAUGCCAUUGGAAUGUGUCGAGCUCCUUUACCCGAAGGAACAGUCAUUUGAUACUUAUGGCCGUGUUGUCAAGAUUGUAAUUCUGUGCUGUCGGUUUCACGUCCCGAGUCGUGCUAUGGGUUUGUUGUAUUGUCGCUUACUUUCCACUCCAUAUCUGUACUCAUAUCAAUUCUUUGUGAGCAAUGCUUGGACCUUGACCUAGAUGUUGUACUACUGCACCUUGUCUGUUUUCCACAACCAUUCACUGCUAUCUUUGCUGACUUUGCUCAGAGGUCGCUCCACUUUAUCUGUACUUUAUGCUUACGACUUGUAUCCGUUGCUGCCAGAUAGUGCUCUCAGUUAUCUCAACUAUUCUUCGAU